Messenger RNA from Xiphias gladius (swordfish), 3874 nucleotides. It is a transcript of the gene gnsb, whose product is annotated as glucosamine (N-acetyl)-6-sulfatase (Sanfilippo disease IIID), b. Gene Ontology annotation, biological process: glycosaminoglycan metabolic process. Bases 122 to 1705 code for a protein of 527 amino acids. The record is from RefSeq and is a predicted model, not a curated record. NCBI's taxonomy places the organism in Eukaryota, Metazoa, Chordata, Actinopteri, Istiophoriformes, Xiphiidae. Gene Ontology annotation, molecular function: N-acetylglucosamine-6-sulfatase activity; glycosaminoglycan binding. The transcript is spliced from 13 exons.
GCCGCACAGUGUGUUUCCCCAGCCCGAGCGCACGCACGCACCCGCCCGCUCAUACUCUCAUACCCCGCCGAGCAGGAAACGAAACUGAGCCUCGGUCGACGCACCGUCACUUGGUCUGUGCAUGGAGCGGCAGGCCCGGCGCCGGUCUGGCCUAAUGGCACGUCCGAGGAGCGGAGCGGGGGAGACCGCACGCCGGCGGAGAGGACUCCCCGCAGCCCUCGCGCUCCUCGCGCUGCUCACCUGCUGCGUCAGGUGCGCGGAAGGUGCCAGACCGAGCAACAUCAUACUCAUCCUCGCCGACGACCAGGAUGUUCAGCUGGGGGGGAUGACCCCCAUGAAGAAAACAAAAGCCUUGAUAGGAGACGCAGGAGCAACAUUCGUGAAUGCUUUUACAGUCACGCCACUCUGCUGCCCCAGCAGGAGCAGCAUUUUGACGGGCCGGUACCCCCACAACCACGAGGUGAGGAACAACUCUCUGUCCGGGAACUGCUCCAGCCUUCUGUGGCAGAAAGGUCCCGAAUCCGCGGCCUUCCCCAUCUACCUCAGCAAACAGAAAUACCAGACGUUCUUCGCCGGGAAAUAUCUUAACCAGUAUGGUAAGGAAGACGCAGAAGACAUCUCCCACGUUCCUCCCGGCUGGGACCAGUGGCAUGCAUUGGUGGGGAACACACUGUACUACAACUACACACUGUCAGUCAACGGCAAAGAAGAAAAGCACGGAGACAGCUAUGAAAAGGACUACCUGACAGACCUCAUACUGAACCGGUCCCUUCACUUCCUGGAGGACAGGAGCCCUCAGCAUCCCUUCUUCCUGAUGUUGUCUCCUCCGGCUCCUCACUCGCCCUGGACGGCAGCACCUCAGUACCAGAAGGAGUUCAUCGACGUCAAAGCUCCUCGAGACGGGAGCUUUGACAAACCAGGGAAGGACAAACACUGGCUGCUGCGUCAACCUAUCAACCCCAUGCCAAAUAGCUCACUCACCUUCCUGGAUAAUGCUUACAGGAAAAGGUGGCAGACCCUGCUAUCUGUGGACGCCAUGGUGGAGACGCUGGUCAAGAAACUCGAAAGUAUGAAGGAGCUGGACAACACCUACAUCUUCUACACCUCAGACAACGGCUACCACACAGGUCAGUUCUCUCUGCCCAUUGAUAAGAGGCAGCUGUAUGAAUUUGACAUCAGGAUCCCGCUCAUGGUCCGCGGUCCAGGCAUCAAACCGAACCAGAUGCUGCAGGCUCCGGUAUUGAAUAUUGACCUGGCUCCGACCAUACUGGACAUAUCUGGUCUCAACCUGUCUUCAGUGAACGUGGACGGGCAGUCUUUCCUCAGUCAGAUGGCUCCCUCGCUGCGUAACGGCAGUGCGCGUCCCUUUUUCCUCAUUGAAUACACCGGAGAGGGACAUCCAAAGACGGAUCCCGCUUGCCCUAAAUUAGGCCCCGGACUAUCUCAAUGUUUCCCAGACUGCGUGUGUGAAGACGCCUACAACAACACCUACGCCUGCGUCAGGACCCUCGAGAGUGAACACAACCUACAGUACUGCGAGUUUGCAGACAGCGAGUCGUUUGUCGAGGUGUACAACCUGACGUCGGACCCCCACCAGCUGGAGAACAUCGUGAAGAAGGUGGAUCCGGCCCUCCUGCAGGUGAUGAACCAGCGGCUCAUCAAGCUUCAGUCCUGCAUGGGUGACAGCUGCCGCGACGUCAAGUAAAGAAGAGGCGACAGCACCACUGAGAGUUUACACACUCCAGGAAUCUGCCCGACACCCGCUACAUCAUACUCCUAGUGGAAGGUGGGGCUGGCUUUUCUGGUCAAAGGCAACUUUUACCACAAGUAUCAUAGUUUUCACAGGCCGUUUUCACAGUAGACGUUUUGACAUUGAGGAGGAAAGGCGCGGGUGUCCAGUAAUGAAAUAAAUGAUGGCUGAAUUCCAUUCAGUUGCUUCAGUUCCAGGGUCCUGGUGUUGUGCAUGCUGGCUCACUGUCACACCGCCAGGGCCUAGCGGAACUCAUAAAUAGAUCGGUGCCAUAGUGAAAGGAAAAGUUCGAUAUUUUAGGAGAUACGAUUAUUUUCUUUCUUGCCGCGACUUAGGUGAAAAUAUUGAUACGCCACUCUCACGCUUGAGCUGGCUAGUUUAGUUUCGUGUAAAGACUGGAAACAGUGAGCCUGGCUUUAUCCAAACGCAACGAAAUCCCCCAACGCCUCGAGGGCUCCGUAAUUACCGCGUAACAUCUUGUUUGUUUAAUCUGUACAAAAACUGAAGCUUAAAAGGACAGAUUGUGGUUUUACGAGCGUCUGUGUGCCAGACAUGGACUGUUUCCGUUUUUGUACAGACCCUCAACCAGGAAGUGAGUAAGCGUCAGUGAGUCAGUUAUUUUUCCUUUCAUUGUCAUUAGUAACAUCCUCUGCUUUUCUUUCUGUGACAAGUCAAAAUGUCUGCAGUGAAAACCUUUUUUUUUUUUUUUUUUUUUUUCCCUGAGCUGUGCUCAUGUCAUACGACCCGGUUUGAUGAGUUGUUAUAUUUUCUUUUGAGUUAAACUCCUUGUGCCAUUCAUCCUGUGCAGACUGGACUUACUCUACCAUCGUCAGUCGGUCACUGUGUUUCUGUGUACAAACUGCACUAUAAACUUAAUGUUCCUUAAAAUGUUUGGGGUUGACACUGCCAUCUGAACAUUUCACCAAUCACAGAAGCCUAAAACGCUGCCAGUAUUUCUAAAACGUGGACAUUUAUAGUCUUACAUAACCAAAGGUUUGCUGGUGCACCGUAGCUCUCUCUAACCCAAUCAUCUCUUUAAAGGAAUAGUCCAACAUUUUAGGAAAUGUGCUUGUUGGUUUUCUUGCAGUGUUGGAUUAGAAGAUUAAUUCAACUGUCAUGUCUUUCACUUUCAUAUAAAGCCACCUCCAACAGCUAGUUAGCUUAUCCUACCACAAACAUUAGUGGAAACGGGGGUGGGGGGGUGGCUACCGUGGCUCUGUUCAGAGGCAAUAAAAUCCACCCACCAGCACCUCUAAAGCUCACUUAAUUUACAUGCUAUGUCUUGUUUGUUUAAUUUGUACAAAGCUGAAGCGUGAAAAUGAAAAUUUGCAGUUUUACAGAUUCUCGCAGUUUGUGUGGGACUGUUUCUUGGCCGGGCCCAGGAGUCCCCACUGGUUACCUGGCAAGAAACAGCUUGGCACAAAACCCCCCCAUUAAAACCGCAGGUUAUCACUUUGACAUGUCAGUUUCUGAAAACGUUAUACAAACAAGAUAUAAUGAAUGAAUUAUUGAGCUUUAUAGCUGCUGGUGAGCAGAUUUUGUAAUGUGUGGACAGAGCCAGGCUAGCUAUCUUCCUGUUUCCAGGCUUUAUGCUAAGCUAGGCUAACCGGCUGCUGGCUCCAUCUACAUACCUGCCGUACAGAACUGAGAGUUCCUAUUUAACUUUCUGAGGAGAUUUUUUGCAAAAUGUCAAACUAUUCCCUUAAAUUACACCUACUGCAGUUUUUUUUUUUUUUAACAUCUUUUUGAACUCAUGCUCAUAAUUUUUAUCUCUGCUGCACUUUCGAUGAAAGAACUUAGGACAAACAGUCUUUGAUGAAUGGACAGUUUUGUGCCUCAGAUUUACAGAAUGGACACAACGUUUUAAAAUUUUAAUCCUGAUGUUUGGUUGUGACGAUAUUUUAGACUGAGUGUUAAAGAUUUUUUUAAGGAGCCUUGUGGAGGAUGGAAGAGGUGCUCCAUGUGUUUCUGUGAGGAAUCCGUCAAGGGAAAUUUCACGUGGUAACAUUUGAAAUGAAUGCUUUAAUCCCAUGUGCCUUGUUAUUUGCACUGACAAGGCGUGUGCGCCUUAAAUGUGAAUGUAUUUGCACUGUGAUGAAACUGAUAAACUAAAAAUAAACGAAA